Heterobasidion irregulare TC 32-1 is the source of this 1122-nucleotide messenger RNA. RefSeq lists its product as uncharacterized. The transcript has 2 exons. The record is from RefSeq and is a predicted model, not a curated record. NCBI's taxonomy places the organism in Eukaryota, Fungi, Basidiomycota, Agaricomycetes, Russulales, Bondarzewiaceae. The coding region runs from base 1 to 1017 and encodes 338 amino acids.
AUGCCUAGAAUCACGUCUCUAGCAUGCGACUGGGUCCAUGGGAAGGAGCAUGGCCUCGGGUCGCUGCUCUCUUUAUUGCAAGGCUACCAGGGCCUGACGGAGAUCACUUUGCCCGCGGAGCGCCUCAACGAUCAAGCACUCACCGAGCUCUCAAAGUUGGCCGAUUUGCGCACCAUCUCGUUCGAAUACACUCUGAACGAGCAUCGCUUCUGCUGCGGAAAUCAGUUUGAAAGCAUAUCAGACGCCCCUGAAUAUUCAUUCGCUCUCGAACCGGGCGCUUUUCCGUCACUGAUCAACUUGUCCGUGUAUCUCAGGCUCUCUGACGCCGAGCGCUUGCUCACGCAUCCGAGCUUGGACGCAUCGCGAUUGCGGAAACUGUUCUUCAUCAGCGUCGCCGCUCAGCCGGCCCCCGUGAUGCAAGAAUUCUGCCAAGGCGGUAGUGACUUCCACGACCACGACCAUGAGAACCCGCUCACCGCGGUGGCUAUCAAGCCGCUUCUUGCCAUUCAAAGCUUGACGACGUUGCACUUGGCGCAAGCACUGCCGCUGACCCUUGAUGACGAUGAUCUCCUCACGAUCGUCCGAAGCCUCCCACUCCUCGAAGAUCUCAGCCUCAAUUUUCGACCGGCCGUCUUGAUUCCACCGAAUCUCACAAUGGGCGCUCUGCCCAUCUGCGCAGAGCAUUGCCCGCGCCUGCGGGAAUUGUCUCUCUACAUGAACACAGAAAGAUUUUCAUCAUUUAGACUCACGCAUGCCUUUUCACCGACACUCGAGACGCUCCGGAUUGGUCCCUCAGAGCUCAAGCCGGUGUCUUGUAUUAGAGUGGCCCUUUUCCUGUCACGCCUACUGGCACGCGAGACAAAAGUAUUGAUGGGACAGGAUGUGGAUGAUCCAGAGGACCCGAUGGACAUUGAUGAAGAAGAAUGGGACAAUGUCAAGAACCUUGUCACGGGGAUGAUUCAUGCCAGAAUGGAUGAACGGGAGGGCAAUAGUCGAGAUCUGUCGACAAUAUCAUGAUCUGGGACCUGCUUGUAUUAUCGCUCACUUUUCUCUCAGUCUCGCUAUCCUGCAUCAUGUACAUCUAUUAACCAUUGGCGGAUUGCUUUGCCGCGUACUGACUUC